ACUCGAUUCCAAUUGUUUAAUUUUUAGAAUAAUAAAAAAUGUGUGUACUUAAAAUAAAAGUUAUUUCGUAUGUAAAUUGAAUGAUAAUGUAUCAAUAUACCACACUAUGUAAAGUAAAAUAGAAUAGCAUAAUCGAGUAUUUGUGAUUGGAAUUUUUAAUGAGACUAGUAUUGCAACGUCAAAGAAAAAAUAACAUCGGAAAACGGAGACAAAAAGAAAGUCUGCAAAUUUUGAUGAACAUCCCCCGGACAUUACCCUUACAUAUAGCAAACUGUAUAUAACCUGAUAUUGUUAUUACACUAUAAAGAUUAUUUGUGUCAAUCAUACAAAUUAGUGAAUAAUCCAAUAAUUAUUAAAAUCGCUGGAGGCCAAGAGCCUCUUGGGCGUCUAGUACACGCCAACUUGUGUGUGUGCGUCCUGUUCUGACCGCUGUGUUGGCGGUGUUUGCGAUGGAAAACGAAUCUGUAAAGUCGGAACACAGCGGACGAUCUAGACGUUCACGCAAUCACAAUAACAACAAUAGCGUUAAUGCUGGGGGUACUGGCCUGAGCAAUAGCGGAAGUGGAGGCACUGUAAAUAACGGUUAUCAUCGCGAUCGUACACGACAUUCUCACCGUAGUGGGCAUACAAAGUCAAGUGGUAAACACCAACGCGGCGACAUGGCACCAUUCCAGACAAGCGUAAAUAUGACAGGUGAAGAAAAUCGAGAUGGACAGGAAAUAAUCGAAGUACAAAUAUUGCCACAAGAUGAAAAUUGGGGCGAGAAUACAACUGCGGUCACCGGCAACACAUCUGAACAAAGCAUCUCUAUGGAGGACAUCAACAAUGCCUGGCAUCGUGAGAAUGACACAAGUUUUGGGUUCGCUUGCCGGCGACGUUUAGAAUCUGCUUUUUCACUCUUACUCGGAUUUGUAUCUUUCUUUUCGCCUGUCGCUAUGGUGGUAAUGCCGCGUAUGGGUUUCUUUCCGUCUGCAUUUGAUCAUGCUGAACUCACGCAAACCGUGCGCACACAAUUGCUUGCGUGUAGUAGUGAAUGCAAGGGUUUGUUAGUUUCACUAACUGCACGACUCAUUUUAUUAGCAAUCGGACUGUGGGCGCUCUUUAUGCGUCGAUCAGCGGCAACCAUGCCGAGAAUAUUUCUGUAUCGAGCUCUUGUGCUCCUACUUGUUACCAUAUGCACGUUUGCCUAUUGGCUUUUCUAUAUGGUGCAGGUAACUAAUGGUGCCAAAGUGGUUGUGGAGACAGGCGGUGAUGCAGUUAACUACAAAUCACUUGUUGCCUAUGCAACAAAUUUGGUAGACACAUUGCUUUUUAUUCACUACAUUGCUGUGGUUUUGCUGGAAUUACGCCACCAACAACCAAUGUAUUAUGUUAAGAUAAUCCGUUCACCAGAUGGAGUAUCUCGUUCUUACACGUUGGGCCAAUUAAGUAUACAGCGUGCAGCUGUUUGGGUUCUACAGCGCUAUUAUGUAGACUUUCCGAUUUUCAAUCCAUAUUUAGAACGUAUACCGAUUUCGAAAUCGCAGCGCAAUAAAAUCUCUACUAGUUUCAAAUACUAUGAAGUCGAUGGUGUGAAUAAUGCACAACAGCAGAGUCAAAGUCGAGCUGUACUAGCGGCAAAUGCGCGUCGACGGGAUUCAUCGCACAAUGAACGAUUCUACGAAGAACACGAAUAUGAACGACGUGUAAAAAAGCGGCGUGCGCGUCUUAUUACCGCUGCAGAGGAGGCAUUUACGCAUAUAAAACGCAUACACAAUGAACCCGCCCCUGCAGUACCACUCGAUCCGCAAGAAGCAGCGCAGGCAGUAUUUCCAUCAAUGGCGCGUGCAUUGCAAAAAUAUUUACGCGUCACACGACAACAACCUCGUCACACAUUCGAAAGCAUACUCAAACACUUGGCGCAUUGUCUCAAGCAUGAUUUGUCGCCACGGGCAUUUCUCGAGCCCUAUCUAACUGAAGCGCCAGUAUUGCAAAGCGAAAAGGAACGCCGUUGGGUGCAAUCGUGGUCGCUAAUUUGCGAUGAACUUGUGUCACGACCUAUCUCAAAUGAAUGCACAUUCCAACUAAUACAAAACGAUGUCUCACUCUUAGUAUCCAUACAUAAGCUGCCGCAUUUUAAUAUAGCCGAAGAGGUUGUCGAUCCAAAAAGCAAUAAAUUUGUACUGAAAUUAAAUUCCGAAACAUCUGUAUGACAACAAACGUUGAAUACUAACAUGACACCAACACCGACACACAGCAAUGUAACGCAAUCCUCAUAUCUGCACGUGUUUGUAUAGGUCCCAUUAUCAAUCCGGUCUAUAUAUUUACUUAUGCAUUCAUCCUACUAUAUAUCGCAAAUUCUCAACGUUUGCUGCUCAUUUUUAUGACAAAAGCAAUUCUCAAAAUGUUCACAACUCCCAGUGUAUCCUAAUCAUUGACACGCACACAUAUCAAAUAAGUAAUAUCAGCGCUGCACUAAAAUCCUAAUGUAUUUCUGAAGUAUUAGCAGUGACAGCCGAAAAGUAGCAAUGCAAACCUAAUAUAAUAUUAGUUCUUAAGAAUUACAACUUUGGUGUAAGCAGGAAGGUUUUAAAAAUAACUUUUUUAACAUAUGAAAUAGGGAGUGAAAACGUGUAUACAAUUUCUUCACACGAAAUUUUUAUUUAAAUAAUGAUUUUUUUUUUUUUGCCUUUUAUUUAAUAUUUUAGUUUCCUAAAAAGAUUAGUUUAAUACUAUAAAAAUACCUAUUAAAAUAUGUAUGCCUUCCAAGCAAAUAAUAAUUUGUGAAGGGUUGUGCCUACAUAUAGCGAGUUAACUCACAGUUGUGACCUUCGCUCCGAUUUAAUAUAAAGUAUUGCCUUGCUCUAUCAUUUCAGCAUUUUAUUCAGCUAUGAAAGUUUAUAUAAAAUCGUAAAUUGCGCCUGUUUUUAUGAGAAUUUAUUCUACUAAUCGUAACUUAAAACACUUAAUUUACUUCUUGGCGGAACUCCGUAGCUUUGCCAUUUGACGCUCUCAGUGCUUUAUUCAGGCAAAAGUUAGCUUGUAAUCCAAAGCGCUGAUCUCAUUAAAAAACGUUUUAUGCUUAGUAUGGUAAUUUGGCCUUAAUGACUUGUUUUAAAUUUAUAUCUCCAAAAGUUCUUACAAGUAGCUGGCCAAUUUUAAUUAGAGAACUGUCCUAUAUUAACUGGAAAGCAGACCAAUUUUUUAAAUAUAAUACACAAAGUUAUAAGUAAGCAUGUAGCUGUAAGACUUCUGAUUUCCACUAUUUACAAUAAAUAAGUUUUCUACAAAAUCAUGUUUCAUUAAGGUACUUAUAAUACAAAGUUCUCUACAAUUCCUACUAAUCAACAUAAUCUCAAGCAAUUUUUGCACUUAAGUGUCGACUAAAACUUUCUUCAUCAACUCGAAACGCACUAAAACUUGAUCUAUAACUCGGUAUAUAAAAGAGUUACUAACAGGAAAUGCUGACAAAUAAACCAUAAUGUUGGAGACUGUCCAACUGCCAAUUUUAGAUGAGAUUUUAUACAAUAAAUUCAGCUACAUAUAUAAAUCUAUAU
Molecule: messenger RNA, 3536 nt
Organism: Anastrepha obliqua
Lineage: Eukaryota; Metazoa; Arthropoda; Insecta; Diptera; Tephritidae
Gene: Vang
Product: vang-like protein 2
Exons: 3
Coding region: 450-2192 (580 amino acids)
Biological process (GO): multicellular organism development; Wnt signaling pathway, planar cell polarity pathway; establishment of planar polarity
Cellular component (GO): plasma membrane
Source: RefSeq, a predicted model, not a curated record